Messenger RNA from Rhea pennata, 4391 nucleotides. RefSeq names its product Wnt ligand secretion mediator (gene WLS). Gene Ontology annotation, biological process: intracellular protein transport; Wnt protein secretion; Wnt signaling pathway. Lineage: Eukaryota; Metazoa; Chordata; Aves; Rheiformes; Rheidae. The record is from RefSeq and is a predicted model, not a curated record. Gene Ontology annotation, molecular function: Wnt-protein binding. The transcript has 12 exons. Gene Ontology annotation, cellular component: organelle membrane; endomembrane system. Bases 138 to 1766 code for a protein of 542 amino acids.
UCUCGGCAGAGGGGGAGCCAGAUCUGGGCUUGCCUGGGCAAUCAGUGCUGAGCCUGCCUCCUUCCCAUCCCUGCGGCACUUUCCGAGCCUGAAGUUUGCAGCAGAAGCAAGAAGCGGGGGGAGAAAUCUCUGCAAAAAUGGCUGGGGCAAUUAUAGAAAACAUGAGUACUAAAAAGCUGUGCAUUGUUGGAGGGAUCUUGCUGAUUUUCCAAGUCAUCGCCUUUCUGGUGGGAGGUCUGAUUGCUCCCAGUCCCACUACAGCUGUUCCUUACACGUCAGUAAAGUGCAUUGAUGUAAGAAAAAACCACCACAAAACCAAGUGGCUAGUGCCCUGGGGAGCUAACCAGUGUGAGAAGAUCAAAGACUUCGACGAAGCAGUGAGCAGGCAGAUAGAGGCCAAUGAUAUCGUGUUUGCUGUUCACAUUCCUCUUCCUGGCAAGGAGAUGAGCCCCUGGUUCCAGUUCAUGCUUUUCAUCAUGCAGCUGGACAUCGCAUUCAAGAUGGACAACGACCUAAAAGAAAAUGCAGAAAUUACACUGGAUGUGUCGUUAGCAUAUCGUGAUGACACGUCUGAUGACUGGGAAGAAAUAGCACGUGCAAUAGAGCUCAGGAAGCUGAAAUGCACAUUUGGCUCACCAAAAACCCUCGAGUCUGAAGGCCGUCACUAUGACUGUGACUUCCUUCCGUUCAUGGAGAUUGGAAGUGUGGCUCACAAGUACUACCUCAUCAACAUUCGUCUUCCUGUCAACGAGAGGAAAGGCAUUAAUGUGGGGAUUGGGGAAAUAAAGGAUAUUCGCCUCGUGGGUAUCCAUCAAAAUGGAGGCUUUACAAAAGUGUGGUUUGCCAUGAAAACUUUCCUCACCCCCAGCAUUUUAAUUAUCAUGGUCUGGUAUUGGAGACGGAUCACGCUGAUGACACGUGCUCCUGUCCUGCUGGAGAAGGUCAUCUUUGCUCUGGGAAUUUCCAUGACUUUCAUCAACAUCCCAGUGGAGUGGUUUUCCAUUGGAUUUGACUGGACUUGGAUGUUACUGUUUGGAGACAUUCGACAAGGCAUUUUCUAUGCCAUGCUCCUGUCAUUUUGGAUCAUCUUCUGUGGAGAGCACAUGAUGGAUCAGAAUGAACGGAAUCGUCUCGCUGGGUACUGGAAGCAGGUUGGACCCAUAGCUGUCGGCUCUUUCUGCCUGUUCAUCUUUGACAUGUGUGAGAGGGGAGUGCAACUGAAAAAUCCCUUCUACAGUAUCUGGACCACUGAGGUUGGCACAGAGCUGGCUAUGGCCUUUAUUAUAGUUGCAGGCAUUUGCUUGUGUCUGUAUUUUCUGUUCCUGUGUUUUAUGGUCUUUCAAGUGUUCAGAAACAUCAGUGGGAAACAGUCAAGGCUCCCAGCAAUGAGCAAGGCUCGCCGUCUUCAUUACGAGCAGGGGCUGAUUUUUAGGUUCAAGUUCUUGAUGCUCAUUACUCUGGCUUGUGCAGCAAUGACAGUCAUCUUCUUUAUAGUGAGUCAGGUGACCGAAGGCCACUGGAAAUGGGGGGACAUGACAAUACAAGUGAACAGCGCCUUCUUCACGGGCAUCUAUGGGAUGUGGAACCUGUACGUCUUUGCACUUAUGUUCCUGUAUGCUCCGUCACACAAGAAUUACGGUGAGGACCAGUCGAACGGUGACCUGGGUGUAAACAGUGGUGAGGAGCUUCAGCUCACCACCACGAUCACCCAUGUGGAUGGGCCAACAGAGGUUUAUAAGCUGGCUCGCAAGGAAGCUCAGGAGUAACACUGAGAACAUCUCAACUGAGACACAGAAUGAAGUGGAGUACACAGGACGACACAACGUCCUCCUUGAGGAGAUGUGUCUGAAGUUACUUGCUUUAUGAAUGCCCAGUAUCUAGUGUAUUUUCACAGAGCAGUGUGACACCAAGCAGAACAUUUGUAAAUUCUUUAAUAUGGUGUAGUCAUUUCUGGGGGGAGGGAUAUGUAUAUUGUGUUACACUCAAGCACAUAAAGAUCUAGAAAAGCAUUAAGGUUGCAAAGUCGCACAUUCAGAAGUUAGGAAGUGGCAGACCUGACAUUGGGUAAUUUUUACUUGGCUACUUUGUGCCUGUGCAUACAGUGCAAACAGUGAGUGGAGCUCAGUUAAUGAGCAGGUGUUCAAUAUUUUGAGUUUUUUGUAUGUGUAAUUUCUUAAGGUGUUGAGCUUGGGGUAUGGACUAAAGUCUCGCUCUAAAAACAUUUAAUUCCAUCACAUAUAAUCAUAUUGACCCCACCUGUGGUCUGUAGUACAGCCUUGUAACUCCACAGCAAACCUCUCAUCACUUGAGUGAAGCAUAACUGGGGAAGGGAGUAGAUUGUAAUAUAUACGAUUUAAGUAGUAGAAGAAGAAACAACAUGCUUUUUCAGUAGGUUUUACUGCUGUUUGUUGAAUAUAGGGAAAUGUAAAAACUUGAUGCCUGAAUUCAGUUUCAGUCGCAGGAGAAAUGUGUGCUCUAGAGCUCCUGUCCUGAAUUCUUAAGAGUUACCCAGCUACCUAUUUCUCAGUCUCUUUGGCUCUACUCCCUCUGGUUGUUUUCCUUUAUCUUACCCAUUUGUUAUGGCGCUCUCGUUUUUAUGCUGCUUAUGUGCCUUGAGGAAGGACAGAAAGAGCGCAGGGGAGGGUCUGUUCUCAGUUUUCAUGCCUGUAAGUUGGGUAGAGGAUCUGCUGGAGAAUCCUGCUUGUCCUUGCAUUGCCAGAAUGCAGCGUACUUGGUAGAGAUAGAUUUUUCUGAUAAUUUACAGACUUGAAAAAUCCACCUCUUAUGUACUAGCAUGGUUAUUUGCUUUUCAGAGGAAAAGCAGCAGUGGAAAAUGAGAUCAGCCCCCUUCCAUGAAUAAGUGGAGCUGACUCUUGUGAGAUGACUAGCAGUGGAGGAGAAUGGGCACUAAUAUGGGAUGGAGGCUUUAACUGCACUGUGCUGGGGACAAGUUAAAAGAGAACUUUUCGAUGGCCUGGGCCCGGACCAAAGGGCUCAGGACGUGCAUCCUUCCAGGACCUGGAGGAGAGCCUGAUCCAGAGGGCCUCAUUAUCCCAUGCUAGUCCGUGUCUGUGUUUCUUACUAGUUAUGUGCAUCUCAACCUCCCUAGCCCAGUUUUCCCCCCUGCAAGAUAAGAAUCUGCUUCCAUCAGCUGCGGAGGUGUCCAAGACUCUCGAGAACCGCAGCUUCCGAAGCUGCCGACAGUUCUCGAAGAUGCCACUGGAAAGACUGUUCUAAAAAAGGUGACGUUGUCCUUGGGUUGUUAAGAUCUCUGAAAUUACAUAAAGGUGUAAAAUCAAAGCAUAAUUAGGAAAUACCAGAAUUAGUAUGACCUUUGUAGCCUUAGUUCAUCUCUAGCCAAUGUAUGCAUUAAGACAUACAAUUAAAGAUUGUUGCAUACUAUUUUUAAAAUAAAUUCUGUUUUGUAUGUGUGUUUUGGGCUCUGGGCAGGAGUUGAGGCUGUGAAGCUAGGAAUCCUGUCCCUACCAGUGUCGCAUUCAAGAGACAUUGGGUCAAACUUGAGGAAUGUUGAAUGCAACACUCCAGAUGAAGUCAUUCGCAUGCUGCUAUGUUUGAACAUAUGAAAUCACUGUAGCACAAAAAAGUGCUAAAUACUACUUUUAAAAUAAAAAGUAGCUUUGGAUGAUUUUGAAUACUUGAACUGGAAAAGUAAACAUUUUUGGUAAGUUUAUCUUUUUAUAAAGUGGGAUAAUAAUGCCCCUGUACUCAAAGGAAUUCUUAUUUAAAAAAAAAAUAAGGAGGAGGGGGAUACUUAGUUUAUGUGGAAUAAGUGCUAGGACCAUACUUUCAACAGUGAUGGCAGAAUGUAAUUUGUUAGCAAUUCACAUAAGGAAGUAAGUGAUGGAAGAAAAAAUAGUGUACUGCAGUAGUUCUUCAACUAGGAGGUGAAUUAAAUUAACGCACACAACCAUCAUUCCAGCAUUUUCCUGGCUGAGUGCUCGACUUUGCAACUUUAACAUUCUUUUUACAUUCUUUUUACAUUGGGUUCUUAUGUAGUAUUUAUGUUGUUUGAAUAGAUGUGUCCAUGAUUUCUUUUACAGCUUAGUAUAGCAUUGCAUUUUGUAAAGGCUCUUUACAAAUGGGGCAUUGCAGCUUUAAAACCAAAUUUUGUGUCAAACACUAAUGGUUUGUUUUGGGGGAGGCACAUGUGUGUGUACAUAUAUAUAUUAUAUAUAUAUACAUAUAUAUAUAUAUACUUUUUUAUUUCUUAAUUCCUAAGCCCUUCUCAUAUGUCUCAGAAGUAGUCCAUGGGUCUUACUAAAAUAUAUCCCUUUUUUGUUUGAUUGUGUUCACUUUUUACAGAAUGCUUUAAGCAACCUGGAAAACAUACAGAUUUGUUAAUUUAAAUAAAAUAAACAGUAUUGUGGUUU